UGCGUGGGGCGUCCGGCGGCGCGCGGCGGGGGGGAAUUCCACAGAGGCGGAACGUCCCCGCCCGAGUUCCGGUUUCCGAGCACGAGCCGAGGCACUUUGGGCGACGGCCCUGGGGACCCGGAGCUCUGAAGAGGACGGACCAUAGAGGUUGUCUGAAGGCCGAGGCCGAGAUGGCGGCGCUGGCGGCUCCCGGCCUGCUCCGUGGGAUCCUUGCUCUUCGCUCCGGCGUGGGCGCGGCUCUGCAGGUGCGCGGGGUCCAUCCGAGCUCGGCCGCUGACAGCCCGAGCAGCACCUACCCCGCCGUGUCCCAGGCCGGAGCCGCGGUCCCCAAACCCGCCGCCCUUCCCAGCAGCCGGGGCGAGUAUGUGGUGGCCAAGCUGGACGACCUCAUCAACUGGGCCCGCCGGAGCUCCCUGUGGCCCAUGACCUUUGGCCUGGCCUGCUGCGCCGUGGAGAUGAUGCACAUGGCAGCGCCCCGCUACGACAUGGACCGCUUCGGCGUGGUCUUCCGCGCCAGCCCCCGCCAGUCCGACGUGAUGAUCGUGGCUGGGACGCUCACCAACAAGAUGGCCCCCGCGCUCCGCAAGGUCUACGACCAGAUGCCAGAGCCUCGCUACGUCGUGUCUAUGGGGAGCUGCGCCAACGGAGGCGGCUACUACCACUACUCCUACUCUGUGGUGCGGGGCUGCGACCGUAUCGUGCCCGUGGACAUCUACGUCCCAGGCUGCCCGCCCACGGCCGAGGCCCUGCUCUAUGGCAUCCUGCAGCUGCAGAAGAAGAUCAAGCGCGAGAAGAGGCUCCAGAUCUGGUACCGCAGGUAGUGCCAGCCACCCGGCCGCCCUGCGGCGUCUGCGCUGUUACUCCAGAGGCGGUCAAUAAACCCGAUAAACCCGCC
Messenger RNA from Balaenoptera musculus (blue whale), 895 nucleotides. RefSeq names its product NADH:ubiquinone oxidoreductase core subunit S7 (gene NDUFS7). NCBI's taxonomy places the organism in Eukaryota, Metazoa, Chordata, Mammalia, Artiodactyla, Balaenopteridae. Gene Ontology annotation, molecular function: quinone binding; 4 iron, 4 sulfur cluster binding; NADH dehydrogenase (ubiquinone) activity. The record is from RefSeq and is a predicted model, not a curated record. The transcript has 8 exons. Gene Ontology annotation, biological process: mitochondrial respiratory chain complex I assembly; aerobic respiration; electron transport coupled proton transport. Bases 171 to 821 code for a protein of 216 amino acids.